AUGCGUGCAACAGAAUCCCCACUGACAGCCAGGCCGCCGCGCGGUCUUCAUAAAUGGGCGCGUGCUGCCGUGACGGCCCCAGAAGUCUUCUGGCUCAAGCUCUACUUGCCAAGUCGCAGAUUGCUUGGGAACCCGCAAAUCGCCAGACCGCAUCGCGACGAGCCCCAGAGUACCAAGGCGCCGAGACGCUGCAAAGAGUCAAAAGCAAUGGGGUUCAAAGCAUUCCUCAAGCGCCGAUCGCUCCGCGCCCCCGAUGACAAGAGAACCCGGGCGGCCGAGCUUACGCUAAGAGAGUCGCUCUACCCCAUUUGCCUGGUGACAGUUUUGUUCUUCCUGUGGGGAUUCAGUUACGGCCUGCUGGACACAUUGAAUAAGCAUUUCCAGAAUACUCUUGGAAUUAGCAAGUCGAGAUCCAGUGGUUUACAGGCCGCCUACUUCGGCGCAUAUCCUAUAGCUUCUCUUGGGCACGCAAAUUGGAUACUUCGACACUAUGGCUACCGCGCGACUUUCAUGUGGGGCCUCUGCCUGUACGGCAUCGGAGCCCUGAUCGCGUUCCCUUGUAUCCAGGCGCGGUCGUUCGCCGGCUUCUGUGUCUCCAUCUUCAUCGUUGGAAACGGGCUUGGCUCUCUCGAGACAGCUGCCAAUCCAUACAUCACCGUCUGCGGGCCGCCCAAAUUUGCCGAGAUCCGAAUCAAUAUUUCUCAGGCAUUCAAUGGCAUUGGUACCGUGAUUGCUCCAGUCCUUGGAUCCUACGUUUUCUUCAAAUUCAGCGAUGAAGAAGCGCUACGGAACGUGCAGUGGGUGUAUGUUGCCAUUGCCAUCUUCGUCUUUCUCCUGGCUACGGCAUUCUUCUUUUCGACCAUCCCUGAAAUUACGGACGCGGACAUGGCGUACCAGGCGAAUGAGACCCAUGCGAAUGCGGAUGAUAAACCAUUCUGGAAACAAUACCGACUGUUCCAUGCCGCCUUUGCCCAGUUCUGCUAUACGGGCGCCCAAAUCGCUGUCGCAAGUUACUUCAUCAAUUAUGUUACGGAAAAUGGAACCACGGACGACUCAUCUCUCGGCUCACAGUAUCUGUCAGGUGCCCAGGCCGCAUUCACAGUCGGUCGAUUCUUCGGCGUGUUCGUUAUGAACUAUGUACGACCUCGUUGGGUUUUCCUGGUUUUCCUUACAGCGUGCAUGGUCUUUAUCGCACCGUCCAUCACACAGCGAGGGGUGACCGGAAUGUCGAUGCUGUACGUGACAUUGUUCUUCGAGUCUAUUUGCUUCCCCACCAUUGUUGCGUUGGGCAUGAGAGGGCUCGGUCGCCACACCAAGAGAGGCUCUGGCUGGAUCGUUGGCGGCGUGUUGGGAGGUGCCGUUGUUCCGGCAAUCACCGGCGCUACCGCUGACCGCCAUGGAACUCCGCUUGCCAUGGUCGUCCCCCUCAUGUUCUUCGUCGCGGCUUGGACUUAUUCCCUGGCUGUCAACUUCAUCCCUGCUUAUAGAGACCCGGCCGACGCCUUCUCGACGACUGAGGUUGGUCUUACUGGUCACCACGACGCUGCGGAUGAAGAGGCCGGCAAAGGUGUUGUCCUAGGGACCGAGAAGGCUGAGGAGGGCGCUACAGGCGUAGAGGACGUCAGGUAG
Molecule: messenger RNA, 1629 nt
Organism: Neoarthrinium moseri
Lineage: Eukaryota; Fungi; Ascomycota; Sordariomycetes; Amphisphaeriales; Apiosporaceae
Exons: 5
Coding region: 1-1629 (542 amino acids)
Biological process (GO): transmembrane transport
Molecular function (GO): transmembrane transporter activity
Source: RefSeq, a predicted model, not a curated record